AUGCGUGCUAUUACCGAGUCGCCUAUUCGUCACAUGUCUAGGGUGAUGUCGUCGAUUGUGUACAUACCAUUACGCACCGCCGAAAUUGCUACCGAACAAUCUCAAGGCGACUUGGAUGUGAAUUUCUUGGCGAUCUCUACGCGCAGUCCAGUCCACUGUGUUGGGCCUCAGCAAUUCACUGCCGCGGACGUUGCGUGUUUUUGUUUUGGCGCAAACAGACCAUCACGUGUUUGUUCCCGUGACAGCGCGUCCCCGCGUUUCGCGACUUCCCUGCGCUCACUACGUACGGCCCUCGCCACAUACUACGCCUUCAAACGCGGCACGCAACAGCAACGCACCUGUAUCAUAGCAGUCAAAGCUCUGUUGUUUUCCAAUGUCGCUGUCAAGAUGCCGACACAUACGCCCUCACCGCACCGAUUCCUAGCUCCAAAUCCGCAUUCAGCGCAAAAGUCGACUAGACCACAUUCGAGCCUGCGCAAUGUUGCUGCAAUUCCGUCAUCCGCUUCUGCAAAGACACCUACGCCUGCAGGAUCAACAGAGUUACCAUUUAAAAGGCUGACGCCUGCGAAGCGCUUUGUCGUUGCUCCGCUACAAAAGAACCCUGUUGCGGAAACUGCAAAGGUCAGCGAAGCAGACGCCAAUCCAGAUGAUGGUGCACAGUUACAGCACACGCCGCUACCAAGACCACGCAGAAAGCUCGAACGAGUGGAAAGCAUAGAGGAGCCAUCGCAAUCAAGCCAACAAGAUGCCAAAGAACAUGUCUAUGCCUCUGGCGUCAUAUCCUCCCACCAAGACCAGGAUAUGCUGUCCGACCAACUCAAGCAAUAUGAGCAAAACGAAGAGGAUGACGAAAUGCUCUUUGAACCAGCGACACGAACCAAACGGCGCCGCAGGUCGUCACCCACUUCUCCGUCCUUGCAGCCACUAGAGCCCUCAACAACGCACCGUUUCAAGGUAGCACCACCCCGCACCCCUGCACCGUUCCCAAGCAUCGCCUCCGUCGUGGCCAAACCCCCAGCACCUUCAAGUCGUCCUCAUUUCAUUCUCCCUGAAUCACCGACGUCCCCUCCCAAGACUUCCAGGCCACCACCGGAAAUCUUCUCUCCAUCCCGCAAGCAUGCAAAGUACGUUCCUGACGGUCUUGCGUCCACAGUCUCUGUCUGGGUUAUCGAGGCGGCGAAUACGGGAUUUGCAGCGCAGGAAAGGAGCAGCGGGUCUUGGGGACGCGACAAGGAUGACGGUAUCAAGGUACGUGUAAAGAUCAGUUGCCUAUCCAGAGGCGGAGCGAGUGAGUAUGAGACACAGGAACUCGAAUGUCAUGCUGGUGGUGUUGUGUUCGCAAGGGGCCAAACAGAGCCAGGCAUAUAUAAUUCUUCAGCGGCAUCCGGUCUUCCCAGCCAAAAUAGCAGCACAAACAUUCUCCUUGCUGGCCAGGGCAGUGUGAGAGGCUCGGGAGGUGUCAAGAUCAACACUGGAAGCAUGAUUGGUGUGCGUGCGCCCACGUGGGAGAUUGAUGUGGGCCAGGAGAAGUGGUUGGUAGCUGUCGAUUGGGUGGUGCUCCUCAAUCUACUAAGUAAUGAGCUAUCCGAACUAAUCAUUAUCUACCUUGCUUGUUGUGCGUCAUUCAACAUAUUUCGAUCUCUUUCAGAAUGCCCUGGUGGUAUUCUAUAUCUGCCCGCCCCACUAUAUCCUAAAGGACCUACAGUAGUACAUACCUCUCUGGACAGACCUCUUACUCUCUAUAACCACGGAAUUACCGCAUCAUCCUUGUCGAACAGAUCAACAUCAACAGAUCUAGCGACGGUCACGCAUUUAUGGGAAUUCAUAUAUAUUAUUCUAAAUACUCCCAAUUCUGAAAAGAACCUCCGUCCGCUUCAAACAGACCAUAGCGAGCUAUCAAGCAUCCCCUCUACGCUUCCGAGGCCACAAAUACUGAAAUUUGACUCCGACCUCUGGAUCUGCAACAUUAGCAACUAG
Molecule: messenger RNA, 1977 nt
Organism: Bipolaris maydis ATCC 48331
Lineage: Eukaryota; Fungi; Ascomycota; Dothideomycetes; Pleosporales; Pleosporaceae
Source: RefSeq, a predicted model, not a curated record